AUGCCUUUUGCGCGCCUGUCAAACUACUACCUGGAGAAGGCCAAGGUCAACGCCCUGGCCACCGUGCUCAUGCAAGGCGCCGAGGGCUCCCGCCGGGCGGCUCUCGAGGGCAGCAGGAAGCGGAACGGCCGCAGGGCGCAGGCUGAGCAGGACGCCUUUGGCACGGGCGUCGGCGCCCAGGCACACACCCUCGGCGCCGUCGUCACCCCCGGCCUCGCCGCCAUGCUCGCGCCCGCCGCCGCGGCCGCCGCGGCCGCCACGGGGGUGAAGCGGGUCGGCUGGGAGGCAGAGGCGGUGCGGCCGACGCUGGGCAUGCCGUCGGCGGCGGCGUGCGGCGAGUGGAUCGUCAGGGCGAUGGGUAAGGGGGGCGACGCCGUCAUCUCGCCGUACCCGGUGCACGCGAUUAUGGCGGAGGGGGUGAUGGACUCUCUGCUUGCGAUCAGGUGA
This is a messenger RNA of Monoraphidium neglectum, 447 nucleotides long. RefSeq lists its product as hypothetical. The transcript has 4 exons. The coding region runs from base 1 to 447 and encodes 148 amino acids. The record is from RefSeq and is a predicted model, not a curated record. NCBI's taxonomy places the organism in Eukaryota, Viridiplantae, Chlorophyta, Chlorophyceae, Sphaeropleales, Selenastraceae.